Messenger RNA from Phalaenopsis equestris, 413 nucleotides. Its product is annotated as ubiquitin receptor RAD23b-like. Gene Ontology annotation, molecular function: protein binding. Lineage: Eukaryota; Viridiplantae; Streptophyta; Magnoliopsida; Asparagales; Orchidaceae. The coding region runs from base 70 to 312 and encodes 80 amino acids. The transcript has 2 exons. The record is from RefSeq and is a predicted model, not a curated record.
UAUGAUCAAGCAAAUUCAAAUUUGGUUGCAGGGAGUGAUAUUGAACAUACUGUCCAGCAGUUGCUAGAAAUGGGUGGGCGAAAUUGGGACAGGGAUACAGUUUUACGUGCACUCCGUGCAGCUUACAACAGCCCAGAGGGUGUUGUUGAUUAUUUAUACUCUGGCAUUCCUCCUUCAGCAGAGAUUGUUGUUCCAGUAGCUCAUUUCCUUUCGAGUGAAGCUGCUGGUCAGGAAACGAAUUUGGGAGAACCAGACGGGGACAUUGCUUUCAUCAGGGUCACCAAACUUUCAAUUAGAAAAGGAUCAAAAUAGUGUCUUUGAGUGGUCAUUUUAGUCUCAAAUUAUAAAUUAUGUAAUUUUUUAUUUUACAUUAUAUGUAGAUAUGCACUUAUGAUCUUUAGACCGCUCACAGA